Messenger RNA from Colletes gigas, 3582 nucleotides. RefSeq lists its product as uncharacterized. Lineage: Eukaryota; Metazoa; Arthropoda; Insecta; Hymenoptera; Colletidae. Gene Ontology annotation, molecular function: zinc ion binding; nucleic acid binding. The record is from RefSeq and is a predicted model, not a curated record.
AUGAGGAGACGUUGGAAUCGUUUAAUUAGUUUAAAUAGAUCCCGAGAAUUUGAUGUCCGGGAUGUAUCCGCUGAAACUCUUAGAGAACCGGCCAAUGAUUGUAUGGUACAACCGGACAUUUCAAGUCUUUUGCCGGUGCGCGCGAGUACCCCAAGGCUUGAUUCGCCGAGUUUAGAUAAUGAAUUUUAUCGCCCUGAGGUAAUCAAUGCUGUUAGCCUGCCGUCAGUUGAAUCAUCUGAAAUUUCAUAUCUAUCGUUAAAAUUAGCCUCCGACCUGAUUCCGCGCUUUGACGGGAAACCUGGUUCUCUACUUAAAUUCACUAAACAGUGCCAACUUAUCGAUUCCCGAGUUAAACCUUCCGACCGUGGAAAUUUAUUAACUAUAAUUCGCAAUAAGAUCGAAGGUCCUGCGGAUAUUUUAAUUUCAAAUCGUCCAGAACCAACAACAGUAAGCGAGAUCAUUGGCCUGUUAAAGAAAGUGUAUGCUCGGUCUUUCGACGUUGAUCAGAUUCACGGCGAACUGAGGGGUUUGCAACAAGGGAUAUACGAGUCGGUAGAGUUUUAUGGGGCUCGGGGCCGUGAAAUUUUGAGCCGAGGGUUAGAAGCAGCUAAAGAAAAAUUUAACUCCGAACAGCUAAUAGGAGCCGCGGCUUUAUUAAAUCAGUCAGCCGUCACAAACUUUAAACGUGGUCUUCAGAAUCAAAAUUUGAGACUUUUUAUUUCGAAUGAACCGGAUAAAACAUUUGAUGAUAUAGUUAGUAUCGCGAGUAGAUUGGAACAAGAAAUGGCAGACCCCGUAAAGCAAUUUUCAUCGUCAAAUGUUCGGGUUGCUACCGCUAGUAUCAGCAAUAUUAAAUGUUAUAAUUGUGAUCAGGAAGGCCAUUACCGUUACAAUUGUCCUCAACUAAAAAAGAAUUUUCAUAAUCCAUCGGCUCCUGAAAGGUUAAGAUGUGAUCAUCGAAUUUUCGGUAUUGGCGUUAAAUUCCAGAUCGUCAACGAUGAGUUUCCGAUCUCGGGAAUAGGAAUUUUGGGUAUUCCAUUUUUGGAGCAGCAACAAGCGAUAUUAACAUUCAAGGACGUUGUGGCUAAUAGUCUUCGGGUUGGGGGGCAGGAAUUGCCUCUUCAUACAGGGGUUUCAGUUAGUUUACCACCUCGCAUGAAAACUCUCCUAACCGUCCCUGUUAGAAAUAUUGAAAGACAAGAGGGUUAUAUAAGGAAGUUAGAUACACAGCCGGGUGUUUACGUAGGUGAAGUACUGGUCUCGCAAGAGAAUGGAUUUGUUAGGAUAUUCGCUAUUAAUACUACUCACGAUAGUGUGACUCUUUCAAUACCCCCCGUUGAAUUAGAAGAGUUUAUUGAAAUUCCUCCUUCGCCGCGUUCGGCUCGGACGGGAAAUCCAAAUAAGGGUCGGUCCAAAGCCGAUGCUACUAGGCUCGUUCAAUUGGCGAAGCUUCUCGAUAUGCAGGGUUUGAGCGAUUCUGAACAGGCUAGUAUUUUAAAAAUCGUGAAUGAAUUUCCGUAUCAAUUUUAUCUGCCUUCGGAUAAAUUAAAUUCCACUAGUACAAUCAAACAUAAAAUAGUGACUACGGAUGAAAUACCUAUAAAUACGAAACAGUAUCGGUUUCCACUAGUUCACAAAGAGGAAAUACAAAAACAGAUAGACUCACUGCUUGAAAAUAGGAUAAUUCAGCCAUCUGCUUCUCCUUAUAAUUCGCCUGUUUGGGUUGUACCUAAAAAACCUGGCCCUGAUGGUAAGCCUCGCUGGCGCAUGGUGAUAGAUUACCGUAAGUUAAAUGAGAAGACUAUCAAUGAUGCGUAUCCUCUCCCUAAUAUUUUGGAUAUCUUGGAUCAAUUGGGGGCCGCCAAGUAUUUUAGUACCCUCGAUCUUGCCUCUGGUUUCCAUCAGGUCCCCAUACAUCCGGAUUCUAAAUCCAAGACCGCUUUCUCAACUGUUAAUGGGCAUUAUGAAUUUAAUAAUAUGCCCUUCGGGCUUAAAAAUGCUCCAGCCACGUUUCAGAGGUGCAUGGAUUUGGUUUUGGUUGGUUUACAAGGAGUCGAGCUUUUUGUAUAUAUGGACGACAUCGUCAUAUAUGCUGAUUCUUUGGAAGAGCAUACUCGUAAAUUGAGAAUUCUCUUGGCUCGGUUGCAGAAUGCCGGUUUAACGUUACAACCCGAGAAAUGUCGAUUCUUGCGACGAGAAGUUGCCUAUUUGGGUCACGUUAUCUCUGCCAAAGGAGUGAAACCAGACCCCGGGAAGAUCACGGCUGUUAAGUCAUUUCCUAUUCCAAAAACCAGGAAGAAUGUUAAACAGUUUCUGGGGUUAGUUGGUUAUUAUCGACGUUUUAUCCCUCAUAUGGCAAAAAUUGCUAAACCUCUGACACGAUUGUUGAAGGCAGAAGUACCUUUUGUCUGGGGUAAAGAUGUCAAAUUCGCUUUCGAGAGUUUACGUGAUAUCAUUUGUUCGGAGCCGUUGCUCCAAUUUCCCAACUUUCAACAGCCAUUCCUCGUAACAACUGAUGCUUCUAAUUAUGCAGUCGGAGCUGUAUUGAGUCAGGGUCAGAUCGGAAAAGAUCUCCCAAUCGCGUAUGCAUCUCGGACCCUUAAUGACGCUGAAAAUAAUUAUUCCACCAUUGAAAAAGAAUUAUUAGCGAUUUUAUUUGCAAUUGAACAUUUUCGACCGUAUUUGUAUGGCCACAAAUUUAUUUUAGUCACUGACCAUCGACCGCUGAUUUGGCUGCACAAUGUAAAAGAUCCCACUUCCCGUAUCAUGAGAUGGCGUAUUAGAUUAAACGAAUACGAUUAUGAGAUGGUCUAUAAACCUGGGAAAAUCAAUUCCAAUGCAGAUGCAUUAUCCCGAAAUCCUGUUCUUGUCGAUUCUCAAAAUAUCUUUCCUUUUCCAUCUAAGUGCUUGACAAUUCAUACCGAGACUGAAAGUACGGACGCCUCCCCUCCAAGGCGUUUGCAAAGGGUUGUCGUAGGCGCCGACGAUUUGCCAAUUGCAAUCUCUAAGGAGGUCGGGGACAUUGACGUUGACGGUUCUAUGGGAGACGAAAAUGAACGUUUAGUUGCGGGAGUUUUUCUUGUGGAUAGUGAACUUAGUAGUGGGUGUAAUGAGACUGAUAACGAAACAAAUCAUUCGGGUUCGGACUCAAAUGAUAGUGACGAGUAUCAUACGGCAGAUGAGGAAGAGACAUUUCCUUCCAUAGAAGCAUCUCUCCAGGGAGGAAAAUCCUCUAAAGACUUAAAUACUAACGUAAUGAGUGGAGGAUCGCUCCGCAGAGGUACGGAGGACAUGUUUCGACUCGGGAGUCUGUCGGACAUCGGAAAGGCCGACUUUGAAGGCACCCCGCCACAGGCACCGUUAGGGGCUGUCUCUGUAUCUCAGGGUAAAAGUGCUCUGCCAGAAAUUGGCAACAAGAGCCCCCGUUUCGUGUCGAAAGCGGAGACUCGGCACCUUCUUAUUCCCGACUCAUUUCGUGGCACUGGCUGUGCGCAGACCAGUUUAUCCCGGAUGAGGUUGUGGCGGAGUGUGGGCGAGUCUGGUGCUUCAGGAAUGACAGAAUCAGGUUCAAAGUUCUCUUGA